Messenger RNA from Ilex paraguariensis (yerba mate), 939 nucleotides. The record is from the annotation of a GenBank genome assembly. NCBI's taxonomy places the organism in Eukaryota, Viridiplantae, Streptophyta, Magnoliopsida, Aquifoliales, Aquifoliaceae.
AUGAAGGCAGGCUAUUCCAAUGAUCUGUUUUUGAGCAGUUCCUUGGUUAUCUUUUAUAGGAAAUCGGGAUGCUUAGAAGGUGCUCACUUUGUUUUUGGACAGCUCACGUUGCCAAAUAUUGUAAGGAAGAGCGUUUUGAUGAAGUUAUUGGUGUGUUUAAGGAGAUGGGGGGGAGUGAAGAUGAAUAGCUUUACGUUUUCUAGUGUUCUCAAGGCCUGUAGAAAGUUGACGGAUGAUGGAUACUAUGGUCGGCAAGUCCAUGCCAAAGCGAUAAAAUUAGGGGUUAAUUUGAAAAGUUAUGUGCAAUGUGGAUUGGUUGACAUGUAUGGGAAAUUUGGGUUAGUGAGAAAUGCUAGAAGGGUGUUUGAGAUGAAUGGUGUAAAGAAAAAUGCUGCAUGUUGGAAUGCAAUGCUUAACGCUUACAUACAACAUGCAAGUUGCAUUGAGGUUGUUAAGGCAGGCUAUUCCAAUGAUCUGUUUUUGAGCAGUUCCUUGGUUAUCUUUUAUAGGAAAUCGGGAUGCUUAGAAGGAGAUGGGGGGGGAGUGAAGAAGAAUAGCUUUACGUUUUCUAGUGUUCUCAAGGCCUGUAGAAAGUUGACGGAUGAUGGAUACUAUGGUCGGCAAGUCCAUGCCAAAGCGAUAAAAUUAGGGGUUAAUUUGAAAAGUUAUGUGCAAUGUGGAUUGGUUGACAUGUAUGGGAAAUUUGGGUUAGUUAGAAAUGCUAGAAGGGUGUUUGUAAUGAAUGGUGUAAAGAAAAAUGCUGCAUGUUGGAAUGCAAUGCUUAACGCUUACAUACAACAUGGAAGUUGCAUUGAGGUUGUUAAGGUACUUUAUGUGAUGAAGGGAGGUGGCUUAGAACCAAGGGAAUCAUUGGUCAAUGCAGUGUGGUUUUUUUGUGGUAGUACAAAUCUGGAAAAUAAGUUCGAUAAGAUGUUUUAA